CGAUCCAAUGCGACUCUGAGACCAUCUCAUUCAUAUCUACCAGUAAUAUAUACUCCCCGACCGUCCCCUCCAUAAGUAAAGUAAAACUAGCCCGGAACGAGAAAAUGGAAGGAAGUAUAGAGCUGGUUUUCAUUCCCGCCCCUGGAAUGGGCCACCUCAUCUCCGCCAUCCAAAUGGCCAAGCUCCUCCUUCAGAAACGCGGCAGCGAUGAUCUCUCUAUCUCUGUAUUGAUCAUGAAACCUUCCCUCGAUUUCAAGCUUAACUCUUAUGUCGAAUCACUUCUUGCAGCCCACGACGAACUGUCGUCGUCCAAAUUGAAGUUCGUGCCUCUCUCUGCUUCCACGGCGGCGGAUAACACCAACAAGGCCGCCUACUACCGUUCCCUCAUCGAGUCUCACAAGCAAAGCGCGAGUGAAGCCGUCCGCGAAAUCCAGACCCGGACGGCUUCUGGCGGCACAAGGCUCGCCGGCAUUGUUGUGGACAUGUUUUGUACGGACAUGAUGGACGUGGCCGACGAGUUAGGAAUCCCGGCGUACGUGUUCUACACUUCCGGCGCCGCCAUGCUCGGACUCCAUCUCCAUCUUCAGGAGCUCAGGGACGUCCAUGGAAAAGACAUCACUGAGUUCAAGGAGUCGGACUCAGAUCUGGAAGUCCCGACUUAUUCCACACCUUUUCCGGUAAAGUUUCUACCGGCGAAUACGCUGAGCAAGACCGGCGGCGAAUCCGACCGGUUUUUGGAUAUUGCCAAGAGAAUCCGAGAGGCGAAGGGCAUAUUCGUCAACACGUUCCUCGAGCUUGAGCCGCACGCGCUCAAAUCCCUAUCCAAUGUAGAAGCAAUGGGGAGGAUCCCGCCGGUGUACCCAGUGGGACCCGUACUCAACUUGCAAGGCGAAAAGAACGGAGAGUCCGACAAAGAAAUAUUUGAAUGGCUUGACAGCCAAAAGAAGUCGUCCGUCGUCUUCCUCUGCUUCGGAAGCGGCGGCAGUUUCACGGAGGAGCAAGUGAAGGAGAUCGCCCACGCUCUUGAGCGUAGCGGGCAGAGGUUCUUGUGGGCCCUGGUGAAGCCAACGCCAAAAGACGCCGACCUCGACAAAUCGAAAGACAUCCUGCCGAAAGGUUUCUUAGAAAGGACAAAAGGCAUUGGAAAAGUGAUCACCGGAUGGGCGCCGCAAGCCGCCAUUCUAUCUCACGCCGCCGUGGGGGGCUUCGUGUCGCACUGCGGGUGGAAUUCGACUCUGGAGAGUGUCUGGUUCGGAGUUCCCAUGGCGGCUUGGCCGAUUUACGCAGAGCAACAGGCGAAUGCAUUUCAAUUGGUGAUGGAUGUUGGAAUGGCAGUGAAUCUUAAAUGGGAUUACAAGAAAGCUCUAACAUCUGAUAAAACUCCCGAGAUAGUGAAAGCAGAGGUGAUAGAAGCGGCAGUCAGAAAGCUUAUGGCCCGCCAUUCGGAGGUGAGGGAUAAGGCUAAAAAACUUAAACAGAAGAGUAGAGAGGCAGUGUUUGAGGGUGGCUCCUCCAACAUUCUUCAAUCUUUCUUCCUUGAAGUCUUUAACAAAGAUCUCAAAGUUAAAGAAACAAGUGAUGCUAUAGGCAAAACUUCAGAGUUGGGCUGGGAAGAGGUCAAAAAACAAGUUUUACAAUUAAGAGAGAAUAUUAUGACUGUUCGUCGUGAAGUUAAUGAGUUGCAAGUUGCACUACAAUAUGAAAUUCAAGAAAGGAGGAAUUAUAUUUCGUUCACGACAAUUGGAAUAGUGUUGGUUGUGGUAGCAAUGGCUAUAAGGUAUUACCGUGUACCAUAAGGAGAUAACUACAUUGUAAUUGUGUAGUUCUUGUAACUACGUAUUGAAGUAACCAUAUACGAUAAUGUAAUCUGCAAUUUGAAUGUAUAAAUUUCAAGGUUUAUUUAAGUAAGUUUUAUGUGUACAUAAUUUGUUAACGCACUUGUAAAAAACAUAUUCAUUGAAAU
This is a messenger RNA of Cuscuta epithymum, 1963 nucleotides long. The record is from the annotation of a GenBank genome assembly. NCBI's taxonomy places the organism in Eukaryota, Viridiplantae, Streptophyta, Magnoliopsida, Solanales, Convolvulaceae.